Molecule: messenger RNA, 7440 nt
Organism: Nymphalis io (European peacock)
Lineage: Eukaryota; Metazoa; Arthropoda; Insecta; Lepidoptera; Nymphalidae
Gene: DIP2
Product: disco-interacting protein 2
Exons: 18
Coding region: 107-4933 (1608 amino acids)
Source: RefSeq, a predicted model, not a curated record
GCUGGACAGAGAAUAUUCAAAAUUCAAGAUGGCCAGAUGUCACGAUGGUGUCUUAGACUUUUGUCGUUAACUUUAUUUGUUUUAUGUGAAAAAGUGCUUUUUCACUAUGGCUGACUUAAGUGUUGAUAUAUCAAAGUUGCCGGACGAGAUAAGAGAUAAGUUGGCGGAGUUGGACUUGGAGUUAUCAGAAGGUGACAUCACACAAAAAGGUUAUGAAAAGAAGCGUACACGACUUCUUGCACCGUACGUCGCACAACAUCAGCCCCAAGCAGGCAAUCAGCCGCUUCGUGGUCCGCGUGGAGACGGCGGUAGCAGCCGACAACAUACAAGAAACCGACGGACGCAUCGACGAGUCACUCACAAUGAGAAGAGAUACCAUUCAGAAGUUAGACAGGAAGCAGUGCAGCAGGCCCUAGCGGAGAUGCAGAACAGGCCCAAGCCGUCUCUACCGAUGCCUUCAAAGCGCACAUCUAUGAUGGCCAAGAGUCCUGACAGAGAGAGACAUGAUCUUUCUUCAAGCUCAGAUGAGGAUUCGUGUGCUGGUGACUCAGAACUACCACCACCACCGGAGCUAGGUUCGCCUCCUGCUCGCCGCGCUGCCGCACCUCAUCCUCGCGGACAUCCACCUCCUCUUCCACAAUUGCAUCAUCAGAGAGAUAAGAAGCACGCACCACGAGAAAAAACUGAGAUAGAUCUCUCUGAUAUUACACAUUUACCAGCUUACAUUCAACCGGACGUAACGCACACGACAUCUGGCGCUCGUCGCGGCGGCGCUCUCAUCGCGGACCGAGUGCAAUGCUACGCCCAGCCAGAGGACACCGGCACUGGCACUGGCAGGUGGAAGGUAUCAGCCAAAAUACAGCAAUUACUUAAUACUCUAAAGCGACCCAAACGUCGACCACUGCCGGAGUUUUACGAAGAUGAUGACAUAGAAUUGGAGAUUGCUGCUAAUCCAAAAGAUCCAAACGCACCGAAACCAGAAGGUGGAACCAUGACUCCUGCCGUUGGCGAACAACUCGUUGUACCAGCUGGUCUACCCAGGAACUUAGAGGCUGCACUGCAGAGAUACGGCACGGCUUCAUUUAAAGCAAACGUAGCUACCGUACUCGACCCUAACGGAAAACUUAGCAAUUCCCUCACUUAUGGAAAACUUUUGAGCCGGUCAUUGAAAAUAGCUCACGCAGUAUUGAACAAAACGUUUACAUCAAAGAGCAGUAGUGGCGGCCCGCUCACUGGUGACAAUUCAAUUAAGCCAGGCGACAGGGUGGCGCUAGUUUACCCCAACAACGAUCCUAUAAACUUCAUGUGUGCGUUAUACGGAUGUCUGCAAGCCGGCAUAGUCCCCGUGCCCAUAGAGGUGCCGCUGACCAGACGUGACGCUGGUCUUCAGCAAGUGGGUUUUCUCCUGGGCUCCUGCGGCAUACAGUACGCCCUUACAUCUGAUGCCUGCUUGAAAGGUCUCCCUAAGACGUCAUCAGGAGAUGUCGUGUCAUUCCGUGGCUGGCCAUCACUCCAAUGGGUGUCUACGGAGAAGCUUCCCAGACCACCUCGAGAUUGGAUCCCUCCGCCCCGCCCCGCUGAAGAUAGUCCAGCGCAUAUAGAACAUACAUCAGCAGCUGAUGGUUCCGCUAUGGGCGUUAUUGUCACGAGAGCAUCAAUGUUGGCUCAUUGCCGAAUGCUCUCCGUGGCCUGCAACUACACGGAGGGAGAGCACAUGGUCUGCGUUUUGGACUUCAAGAGGGAAACAGGGCUGUGGCACGCCGUUCUUGCGAGUGUACUAAAUGGAAUGCACGUUAUAUUUAUUCCAUACGCCUUGAUGAAAGUUAGCCCGGCUUCAUGGAUGCAUAUGAUCACAAAAUACAGGGCAUCGGUGGCAAUCGUGAAGUCACGUGACCUGCAUUGGGGCCUCUUGGCAACACGUGACCACAAAGAGAUCUUGCUUAGCUCUUUAAGAAUGCUGUUAGUGGCUGAUGGGGCGAAUCCUUGGUCUUUGUCUUCGUGCGAUCAAUUUCUUUCCGUAUUUCAGAGUAAAGGAGUUCGCGGCGACGCAAUAUGCCCGUGCGCGUGCAGCAGCGAGUCGUUGACUGUGUGCGUGCGUCGCGCGGGUCGCGGGGGCUCGUCCGCCGGCCGCGGCGUGCUCUCCAUGUCCGGCCUCUCGUACGGCGUCGUGAGGGUCGACGCAGAAAAUUCUCUGACGUCACUCACGCUGCAGGAUUGUGGACAAGUCAUGCCUUCAUGUAAGCUGACAUCGGGUGUGUCAUUGGAAACGUGGGAAAUAAACACCUCUACAAGACGUGUCAUCGUAGUGGUUAAAAUGGAAGGCCUCGCGUAUCUUUGCAAGACGGAUGAAGUUGGUGAAAUAUGCGUGCUCUCUGGCGCGACCGGGUCUGGUUACUGGGGCCUGCCAGGUCUCACCAAUACGGUAUUCAGGGUCCAGCCUCUCGACUCUGACGGUGAACCAAUUGGGGAAGAACACUAUGUUCGGAGCGGUUUACUCGGAUUCCUUGGCCCUGGAGGCUUAGUAUUCGUGUGCGGGUCUCGCGAUGGCCUGAUGACUGUUACGGGAAGGAAGCAUAACAUGGACGAUAUCAUAGCGACAGUGCUGGCCGUGGAACCCAUGAAAUUUAUAUACAGAGGACGUAUAGCCGUGUUCUCAGUGCGAGUGCUGCGUGACGAGAGAAUCUGCAUCGUAGCGGAACAACGACCUGAUUGUGGAGAGGAAGAGUCUUUCCAAUGGAUGUCUCGCGUGUUGCAAGCAGUCGACUCGAUCCAUCAAGUGGGUAUAUAUUGCUUGGCUCUGGUGCAACCAAAUUACCUCCCCAAAACGCCACUCGGAGGUAUACAUCUCAGUGAAUGUAAGAGGCGAUUCCUUGAAGGAACGUUGCAUCCCGCCAAUGUACUGAUGUGUCCGCACACGUGUGUGACAAAUCUACCCAAACCGAGGGAAAUUCAUUCAGAUGUUGGCCCAGCUUCUGUCAUAGUUGGUAAUUUGGUCCAAGGUAAUCGCCUUGCAUCAGCUCAAGGGCGAGAUAUGGGAUACACUGACGACUCUGAUGCGGCACGAAAGUACCAAUUCAUAUCACAAAUAUUGAGAUGGCGAGCUCAGAGUACUUCCGACCAUGUGAUAUUUACAUUGCUCAAUUCAAAAGGUGCUGUAUCAAAAGUGCUCACAUGCGCCGAAUUACACAAGAAAGCAGAGAGAAUCGGUAACUUAUUAUUAGAAAAAGGUCGUGUCAAUACAGGGGACCAUGUAGCUCUGAUAUUUCCUCCGGGACUUGAUCUCAUUUGCGCAUUCUACGGUUGUUUGUAUGUUGGCGCAGUCCCGGUGACAAUUAGACCACCUCAUCCUCAAAACCUUCACACCACGUUGCCAACGGUUCGCAUGAUCGUUGAUGUCAGUAAAGCGACGCUAGUCCUAUCCAAUCAAUCUGUGAUAAAACUGCUCAGAUCUAAAGAAGCUAGCAAUGUUCUUGAUAGCAAAGCCUGGCCUAUUACUCUCGACACUGACGACAUGCCUAAGAAGAAACUGCCCAUUUUGUACAGAGCACCAACUGCUGAAAUGCUCGCAUAUUUAGAUUUCAGCGUUUCAACUACUGGAAUGUUAGCUGGAAUCAAGCUGUCACACGCGGCCGUUACCUCCCUCUGCCGCUCCAUGAAGAUUGCAUGUGAACUUUACCCCUCACGGCAUAUUGCCCUGUGCUUAGACCCAUAUUGUGGCCUCGGAUUUGCCCUCUGGUGCCUCAGCAGUAUAUACUCAGGACAUCACUCUAUUCUCAUUCCACCUUCUGAAGUUGAAAUAAAUCCAGCACUCUGGUUAAGUGCAGUAUCCCAGUAUAAAGUUCGCGAUACGUUCUGUUCGUACGGUGUAAUGGAAUUAUGUACGAAAGGGUUGGGCAGCUCAGUCAAUCAGCUAAAAAGCAAAGGAAUUAAUUUAGCUUGUGUAAGAACAUGCGUCGUCGUUGCUGAAGAACGCCCAAGGAUCAAUUUGACUAAUUCGUUUUCGAAACUUUUCUCAGCUCUUGGUUUGAGUCCACGAGCAGUGUCUACGUCAUUUGGAUGUCGCGUCAACAUAGCUAUAUGUCUUCAAGGAGCAUCCAGUCCAGAGCCUUCCACCGUAUAUGUAGACCUAAGAGCUUUGCGUAACGACCGUGUCUCACUAGUGGAACGUGGUAGUCCACAUUCUCUCUGUUUGAUGGAAUCUGGCAAACUAUUGCCUGGCGUGAAAGUUAUAACUGCCAACCCGGAAACUAAAGGGCAAUGUGGAGACUCUCAUUUGGGUGAGAUAUGGGUGCAGUCACCCCAUAACGCAAGCGGUUACUUUACAAUAUACGGCGAUGAAAGUGAUUACGCUGACCAUUUCAGUGCACAAUUAGUCACUGGGAAUACAGGAGAAGUUUAUGCAAGGACAGGAUACUUAGGAUUUUUAAGAAGAACAGAGAUUAGCACGACGAGUGUUGGAGGUGAUGACAGUUCGAUAAUGAUUCGUGACAGCGAUACGGAAUCGUUGGCUUCCGCCUGUGGAAGCAUGUCUGGCCUUGCCUCUGCAGACUCUCAUGACACUCACGAUGCAGUGUUCGUCGUAGGUGCUCUCGAUGAAACGAUUAUGCUCCGUGGAAUGCGAUACCAUCCUAUUGACAUUGAAAACUCUGUUAUGAGGUGCCAUAAGAAGAUUGCAGAAUGUGCCGUCUUUACGUGGACAAAUUUACUUGUGGUAGUGGUAGAACUCGAUGGAAAUGACAGUGAAGCCCUGAACCUGGUCCCUCUGGUAACAAAUACUGUCCUUGAAGAGCACCACCUCAUCGUAGGUGUCGUGGUCGUGGUCGACCCUGGAGUGGUUCCCAUCAAUUCUCGUGGCGAGAAACAACGUAUGCACCUUCGGGACGGGUUUCUCUCUGACCAAAUCGAUGCAAUAUAUAUUGCAUAUAACAUGUAAAUCAAUAAUCACAUUGUGACCAUUUCGCACGAUUGACCGAAUACUUGUAUUCUAGUGAUGCGGUCAAUGGUAUGAUAUGAGCAGUCCCAUCGUUAAUUGUAAGUUUCCGAUGAAUUUUAAAUUUAUUUAAUGCCGCUAACCAAUUUCACUGUUCUAAUGUUAUGUUUAGUAUAUUACUUAAUGUGACAUAUUUAUGUAUUUUGUUCAGAACAUGUGUCUUGCAAUAAAUCAUUUUUUUAAUUGUUGAUAAAUAUUUAAAAGCAAAGCUUUAUAUGGAGUUUAUUUACUGCAAAUACAUUAUGGGCUUAGGCUUUUUAAUAUUUUGUUCAUAAUUUUAAUAUGUUUUGUCGGAAUGUAAAUUACCUAAUAGUGUAUUAAAAAAUUACCUUAAUUUAUAAUCACGAGACUGACGUGAUUCUAAAUUCGCUCAUUAAAAUAUUUUAUUUACGUAAAAUCUAAUUAGUUAAAAAUUCCGUUACUGUUUUUUUAAAUAACCAAAACUGUUAUUCUUUUAAUAAGAUAAACAAUUGGGUAUUGGACAUCCCAAAAUAAUGUAUUUUUAUUUUGUAAAAAUGUUAAUCAGUAGUCAUAAUAUCUUCUUCGCAAGUAAAUGUCAAUGCGCUCUAUAAUAAUAUCAUUAUAAAUAAAAUAUUAAUAAUAACUAUGUUACUCUAAAAAUUUGAAUUCUCAAUCUGAAUAGUUUAAUCGUGCCUCCUUUCACAAUAUUGUUUAUCGAAUUUAAUCAGUCAAAUAUCUAAUUAUAUUGUUGUGAUUAUUAUGAAGAAAGUAAUUUCUAAUUAUAGUUAGUAUGUAAAUGUAAUUAGUAAUUACAUUUACUGGUAAUAUAAUAUUUAGAGUUAGUAAUUAUUGAAUAGACAAAAAUGUAUUGCAUUUAAUGUGUUAAAUUCCAUGUUUGUUUUUAUCGUUGACAAUAAAUUUCACAGGUCGAUAUUCUGAGACACUACACGAAAAAUGCUUUACUGAAAUCAUGCAACUUUUUUUCAAUAUGGUAGCGAGUAGGUUUGUCUGUGAGCUUGUCUUAAAGUAGUUUGGCAUUCCGAUUGCCUAUCUGUAGUUUUGAAGACUGUAUUUACAACAGAAGAGAAGUGGUGUUAAAAUACUUGUAAGACAGUCUGUGUGUAUUUAUAUCACAAUUUUUAAUAUAAUAUAAUAUAUGUAAGUUCUAAAUGCUACAAUCGAAAAGUCUAUCUCGACUACGAACUUCGCACAUUACUUUCAUAUCUGCGCCAAUAAUCUCGCUGUAGUAGCUGCUUAAAAUAUGUGUCAUAUAAAUACAAUUCAAAUAUUACUACUUAAAGGGUAACUGUUUGUAAUAAACCAUAAAAUCAUCUUCGAUAUCUUAUGCAUAUUUGACAAUUACUGAAGAAAGCAUUUUAUAGAAAUAUUAUAAUAGCUCUAAUUCUACCUAGGUUAAUUCUGCAAUUACAAUAUUAUCUUUAGGGAUAUCUAUGUUUUAAAAUCACAUAGAUUAUAUCAGGCCCGUUUUGCUUUUUAUUUAAGUAAAUGUUACCUUGAUAUUUAUCAAUUUGUGGCAAUAUUAUAUUGUGCUACUUGAUAUUCCCAAUGCACAAUUUGUAUUAUCCUUUUACUCUUAAUAUCAUAAACAAAAUUUAGUUGCAAGAACAAGAAUGAUAUCCUGUAAUAGUACUAGUCCAUGUCUACUGCUCGGCCGUUUCUAAUAAGUCUAUAACAGAUUUAAAAGCACAACUUUUCAUAGUACCACAUAGCUAGAAACCGGAGGCAUUCUUUAGGAAAAUCAGUGUAGUUGAUUUAAGCUAGUGUAUAACAUUUCUUUUAUUUGUUUAUUUCCAUUCCAGCUUAGCCUAUGUUAUAAAAAAUAUCAAGAAAAAAUCAAAUUUAUUUUCAUUUACACAUUAGAUUUUAUUAUUUACUAUUAUUCUUUUAUUUUGUAAUUAUUUAUUGCUAAAUUGUACAUAUAAUUUUGUUGUUUAUUUUUAUGUUUAAUAUUUGGACGACAAUGUCAAUGAUGAUUAAUUAGAAAUGAAUUGAUUUAUAUAAUUUUAUAUGGUAUUCAAAAUUCCUUUAAUCUUCUCUACUUUAUAAAAGUAUAAUUUUUAUCAUAUUUUGAAAAGUAGUCAUGUUACAAAAUAAGUAUACAAGUAGAUAUGUAACUCGGUUUAAUGAACAUUAUCUUAUUUGUAAUUCUUAUAUAAUAAUGCAAAAUGUAUUGGUUCGAGGUCCUGCAGGAUUAUUAAAUGACAAAACCUGAAUAAUAUUGAACAUUAAAAUUACAAAUAAUUUUAAUUAUUAUGAUGACAUUAAUAAUGUUAAAUAUCUUUACAAGUUUAUAACGCACAAAAUUGUAAACGUUUUGGCAACUUUUUGGGAAUCAAAAGAUUUUUAAGAUUCCCCCCACUCUUUUAAUGUUUUACUUUAUUGCAAAGAAUAGUCUGUUAGGACUUUGUAACCGCUUGUAUAAUUGUGAUUUUUUUUCUGAUACAUGAGUAAAUAAACGUGCAUCCUGA